UGGACGAAUGGAACGUCAGCUAGAGGAGCGCGAGUAUCGUGGAAAGACAUAUGUAUGCCAAAAGCAGAGGGUGGUCUGGGCAUAAGGCACCUUGAGGAGUUUGAGACAGUAUUUCGUCUAAAAAGAGUAUGGUCUUAUUUCUCAGCACCAGCUUCUAUUUGGGUCUCGUGGAUGAGGAAACAUAUUUUCCAGCGUACUGGGUACUGGCAGACUCCCGACUCACCUCGUUUCUCUCCAACAAUCCGUAGUAUGCUGCAAUUAAAACCCAUUGUAUCAGAACUUAUGAGAUGUACUAUUGGAGAUGGGAAUACAGCUAGUUUCUGGUAUGACCACUGGACAGAUUUGGGUCCAUUGAUUGGAGUGGCGGGUCAAACUGGUCCUCGCAGUCUAAGAAUCAGGGUUGGUGCCUCGGUGGCUAAUGCAGCGGUGGAUGGGGCUUGGAGGUUCCCUGCUGCUAGGUCUCACGAAAUUCAGAGUAUCCAAAUGGUAAUAACCUCAAUUGAACCACCGACAUCCUUGAAUGGACCAGAUUGUUACUUAUGGCGCAAGUCAGGGAACUCUUUUGGGCCUUCUUUCUCUUCCAAGAUCACAUGGGAGCAUCUACGGAUUCCUGCGCCGGUUGUGUUUUGGCACAAAGUCAUAUGGUUCAAGGAAAACAUUCCUAGAAACACGUUCAUGUCCUGGUUGGCCCUCCUACGACGGCUUCCUACAAAGGACAGACUUCGAAGAUGGGGCCUAAAUGUGACUGAACAGUGUGUACUCUGCAACUCAGCGGUGGAAACGCACCACCAUCUGUUCUUUGAAUGCAGCUUCUCCUCUGCGCUUUGGUUGACGUUUGCAUCUAAUAUUCUGCCUAACCCGCCUGAAGAUCUACACUCAGCAGCAGCUUGGAUAGCAUCUGCCAGUCGAGUACUCUGCAGCAAUCAAGUGAUCCUACUCAAGCUUUUCUUUCAGUCCAUCAUCUAUAUCAUCUGGAGAGAAAGGAACUCGCGUAUCUUCACCUCAGUGUCUUCCUCGUCGGGUGUUCUUCAUCUAGCGCUUGACAGGUUACUUCGUGACCGGCUCCUUUCAGUUCCAGCGCCAUCCCCAGCCGGCCCUUCGCUCCUUCAGCUGUAUUUUGCCUCGUUUCGGCCUCCUUGAGGUUCCUUCUUCGACUUGUUUUGUUUUGUUUUGUUGUUGUUUUGUGUUGUGUUUGUUGUUUCAUUUCGUGUAAUAAGUUGCUUGCAACAUUGUGAAAAAUUCAAAAAUGGUAUAAUAUUAACAUUUUACCAAAAAAAAAAAA
Molecule: messenger RNA, 1282 nt
Organism: Brassica rapa (field mustard)
Lineage: Eukaryota; Viridiplantae; Streptophyta; Magnoliopsida; Brassicales; Brassicaceae
Source: RefSeq, a predicted model, not a curated record